Messenger RNA from Drosophila takahashii, 885 nucleotides. RefSeq lists its product as uncharacterized. NCBI's taxonomy places the organism in Eukaryota, Metazoa, Arthropoda, Insecta, Diptera, Drosophilidae. The record is from RefSeq and is a predicted model, not a curated record.
CAUUCGAAUGUAGAUCUAAAAGUUUCGAGCGGACUGCAAAUCAUUUUUAACUCGUCUUUUUUUACCACUGUUAUUGAUUUUUAAAGCGCGAAAUGAGUGAUGCGGUGGUUUGGGACGAUGAGAGCACCAUCAAGUUGAUCCGCGCCUAUCGAAACGAGACGCUGUUGUGGAACACCGAACAUCGGGCGCAUUCGCAUCGCCAGGAAAGGAUCGAUUCCUGGAUGAAAGUGGCCACUGCCAUGGACAUGAAGGUGGUGGAGGUCAAGAGGAAGAUGAACUCCCUGCGAUCCCAGUUGCGGCGGGGCAGUCCAAGCAGAAGGUGGUGGGCACCGCAUGUCGCCUUCUUGAUGCCGCCCAACAAAAACCAAAAUGAGACCGAAGCGCCAAAGAAGUCUACUUAUUCAGAAAACAGCUUUGGCUCAUUUUCCGAUGAGGAUAUGGAUGACUUAAGCAGCGAUUGCGAGUUCCUUGCGGAAAAUUCGCGCAAAAGACCGUAUCGCUCGGCAUUCGAGGAGUUUCGAGCCGAGUUCGAGCCACCAAAGUUGGAAGCGGAGAUUCAGGAAGUGGAUUUAGAGCCGAUGGGCGAUUUAACCGAUGAUUUGGUGAACGAACAAGCAUCCAGUAGCUGUAAGGCCGUCGAGGGAAAACCGGAAGAGAAGGAGAAAAAGCCGGAGAAUCAAGAGCCGGAUACUACGGAUAUCAAGGACAGUAAAGAAUGUGAUACGAGCCUCUAUAUGAAGUAUGUGGCCUGCAAACUGGCCCAGUAUUCGCCACGCAUUCGGAGUUGUGUCCAAUUUCAGUUCAAUAGGAUUCUCUACGAGGCGGAUAUGGGAAUCCUAGGUGGCGAUCAUAAGCCUGAGUGCUGAAUCGAAAUGCGCAACUCCA